AUGACUUUUCCCCGACGCUCCAACUCCCUGGGUCUCACCAGAGCCUUUUCCAGUUUGCUCUCCUCAAAGCACUUUAGCAAUUACAAUGCUAUGCAUACAGAACUUCCUAUGGAGUAUUUGGCCCGGAAAAUUUCAGCCAAAGGCACGCUAGUCUUGCCUCUCAAUGAACGCAAUUCCGUCCCAGGACCGAUUCCUUCGCAUAGACGCAGUCUAGAAAGGCGUCACUUCAAGCAUCCUCUCGUCUCUAUUGCGCCACUCAUCUCAAAUCACCUGCCUUUUCAUCAUUUCGACGAAGUCUGUCUUUCGGAUCCGCCCCCUGCAGGUACUGUCAGUGUCUAUGGUAACCAUUUGGCCACAAUCCACUUCGCUUGCGUCGAAUCUCCUGAGGUGAAUCACAGCAUGAGCACCAGUUUAAAACAACUUGAAGGAGACGAUUCUGCACAAACUGCAUCCUCUCAAGAAGCUCCGAUCUUUGCCGUCCAUGGGUCGUCUUCUACCCGGACCAAAACGUCUAUUCCUGGAGCAAAGUUGCCCCUGCCACCCUCUACUGCUCCUGCUUCAAAAAAACGAAGUCCGGACGACUGUUUAAGUCCCAGAUCCAAGGUCAGUGGUUGCAGCAGACAGAAUGGCACCAGUGGUAGUGCCAAUGCUGAAGGAGUGGAUGGAAUUGUUGCGGGAUCUGCCACAUGCCUACUGGCCAGUCGACGGAACUCGAAACCUACUGUCUGUACUGUGGAUCCUGCUGUCCUUGUGAAGGCAAAGAGUGUUGCAGAUGAAGCAAUCAAGAAAAACAAGAUCUUCGCCGUUCUUGGACCCUAUCGCCACAUUCGAGAGGGCAUGCGUCGACGGGGAUGGGUGGAGAAGUUCUAUCGAGCACCCCUUUUCACAAUUGAUGAACGUGUACUGGUCCUACUUAGUCCUAGUAGCCAGACAGCUGAAAACGCGGCUUCUACCAAAGAAUGCACCGAUGAAGACGUUGAUACCGUUCCUGAGGAGAAGAUUUCAACUACUGUAAGCGGCAGACGCCCUCUACCUUGGGAGGAAAAUAAUGGAUUUUACGGUCUUUUGGGCAGGAAUGUGAGGAACGCAGUGCCAAAUUUCAUCUGGUCAUUAAAGAAGGCGAAUAUUGACUUUCGUAUUCUACGACCCAAUCAAUUGGUCAAUCAUCAUAUAAAGGCCCCAUUUACAACCAAAAUUGGGUUGUGUCGACAACUGCGACACUAUGGCCAGCACAGUGAGAAGAAUGAAGACUACAUCUUUCCUCGGUGCUUUAUUGUCUCGUUGGAGGAGGAGCGUACACGGUUCAUUGGGGAAUUCCGUCUAACCGCCGCUAUGUGCAUGUUGAAAUGGGCCUGCAAUUACUACAGCACUCCACCGCGUUUUAUGAGCGCUAAGCUGGAUUCAAAGAUCCCCGUGAGACCGGCGGGGAACAAGGCCAGGGUUGCCAACGGAAGGGAAGGCAUAACCCCCACCACGGCUGUUUCCAUGGCCCUGUUAGUGUGUGAGCAUUUUCUGCAUACCAAGCGCCGGGAUGGCUCGGAAGUGCCUUCACUGGUUUUUACGGAUUCACAAUGGGAGUCCUUCCUUACCUGCUUUUACGCUACUCACGGACGCUCUUCACCGUUUACCAAAGAAGAAGAAAUCACUCGACAGAGUAGGCGACUUUGCGAUUCCCUAAAGACCUACUGUCCUCAAUUCGAGCUAGAUGGACAAAGGAAUAUUUGGAUUGUAAAACCAGGCUCAAAAUCACGUGGAAGAGGUAUAACCUGUCAUUCGAACAUCGAGACGAUUCUCACUGUAGCACCGAGCGGUGGCAGUGUAGAUAAUAGAUUCGUGGUGCAAAAGUACAUCGAACGUCCUCUUCUAGUAUACAACACGAAGUUUGACAUUCGACAAUGGUUCCUGAUAUCCGAUUGGCAACCCUUAACUAUUUGGUGGUAUAAGGAGUGUUACCUACGAUUUUGUUCUCGCGAAUUCACUCUGGAUAGCCUUGGCGUAGACGUUCAUCUUUCAAACAACGCAGUCUCCCAAAAGUUUAAAAAUGGUGAAAGGUCUCCUCUACUACCCACAGAAAACAUGUGGUACAUGGAUGAGUUCCGACAUUAUUUGGAAAACUUGGGUCACAGACAUGUCUGGGAGCGAAGAAUAUUGCCGGAGAUGCAGAAGGAAAUUAUCAACUCAAUGCUCUGCUCUCAGGACGCGAUUGAUCCUCGAAAGGUGAGGUGGGAAAUCUCUUCUCCUUUGCCUCCUCCUUUGCCCCUGCCUUCUCCUCCUUUCCUGCUCAAAGGCAAAGAGGCAGAGGCAGAUGAGCAGGAGAAGGAGGGGGAAUAA
Molecule: messenger RNA, 2331 nt
Organism: Echinococcus granulosus
Lineage: Eukaryota; Metazoa; Platyhelminthes; Cestoda; Cyclophyllidea; Taeniidae
Product: Tubulin monoglycylase TTLL3
Exons: 13
Coding region: 1-2331 (776 amino acids)
Biological process (GO): protein polyglycylation
Molecular function (GO): protein-glycine ligase activity, initiating
Source: RefSeq, a predicted model, not a curated record